Messenger RNA from Brassica rapa (field mustard), 1250 nucleotides. RefSeq lists its product as uncharacterized. Lineage: Eukaryota; Viridiplantae; Streptophyta; Magnoliopsida; Brassicales; Brassicaceae. The record is from RefSeq and is a predicted model, not a curated record.
CCCAUGCCAAGAAGAUAAGACCAUGUUUAUCCCUGAUCCUUAGUGGGAUCCUUAGGCCAAAAAAGUGAAUUAAUUAAAUGAAAAGAAAAGAAAAGGUAGAUUAUCGAUCCUUAAAAUGGGAUUUGUGUGACCAAUUUUAAGACACGUGUCAGGCUAUGAGCCAAAGUUAUUUUUUUUUGUAUUUUCUUUUUUUGUCUCACGUUCUUCUCGUGCUCUUCGUCACAAAAGAAGGAGAGAAGCGGUGAACGAUGAACCCCGCGACCGAGCCUCCACCACCGAUCCUCCGUCUUCGUUGUGUCUGGUCGUCUUCUCCGUCAGAGAGGAAGGAUCGGAACCCACCACUGAUCGAAACCCACCACUGAUCGAAACCCACCACCGAUGGAAACCCACCACCAAGGACGAUGACUCUCGCGCUCCACACGGUGUCUCCUCCGUCUGCUCUCGUCAUCUCCUUCAGUAGAAGGAUCGAAACCCACCACGAUCGUUCGUCUUCCCUUGUUUCGAUCCUCCGUCUGCGAGACACAUGGCGUCUCCUACGUCUUCUCUCGGUCCUGACGGUGUUUCCUUCGUCGCUUCUCGUCUUCGCCGGCAGAAGGACCAUGCAAGAUCAGUCAGACGACGAGUGUCUGGGUCGUCACGGCGUCUCCGCCGUCGGUCUUUCAGCUCUGGCUCAUGAUCUCUUCAAUUUGGAGAUCACUUCCCAAGGUUGAGGGCGAUGUGAGCAGGUGCUUUGAGCUCCCCACAGUCAACCACUUCUUGAGACUGUCGGUCAGUUUGCAAAACUUUACCCCAGUUUCAUUUGUUUUCUUAAUUGAUGUCGUAUGCAUAGGUGUUAGGUUAAUAAAUGCUUGUUAGGUUGUGGUUAGUGCAAUGCGUGUGAUGAAUGGUUCUGAUGAUCGGUUGUGUUGAAUGCUUGUUUUAUUGUUUUGUAUGCGAUCGUUUUGUAUGUUUGUGACAAGAUGGGUUUAUAUGUUGGUCACGAGAUGGUUUUGUCACAAGCACGUUUUGUAUGUUUGUGUCGAGAUCGUUUUGGUAAUGCAAGUCUCUCUUACUCUAUAUAAACUCAUUGAAGUCACAAGUUUUAAACACAACUCUCGAGCACUUCUUCUCUCUUGCUUCUUUCUCUCCUUCUCACCAAGUUUCAAUCUACUUGAUCACAAGGCUCAUACACUCCUUUUCUCAUUUUCUCAUUAUCUAAUUGUCUUUAAAAUACUUAUCUUAUUUUUAAUCACAAACUCUUCAUCUCGCAA